UGUGUGAUCCUGUGAUGGGUGACAAAUGGAGCGGGGAAGGCUAUAUGUAUGUUCCAGAGGAUCUCUUUCCUGUGUAUAAGAAUAAUGUGGUACCUGUAGCAGAUAUAAUAACACCAAAUCAGUUUGAAGCUGA
Messenger RNA from Protobothrops mucrosquamatus (brown spotted pit viper), 133 nucleotides. RefSeq names its product pyridoxal kinase-like. Gene Ontology annotation, biological process: pyridoxal 5'-phosphate salvage. Gene Ontology annotation, cellular component: cytosol. The record is from RefSeq and is a predicted model, not a curated record. Lineage: Eukaryota; Metazoa; Chordata; Lepidosauria; Squamata; Viperidae. Gene Ontology annotation, molecular function: pyridoxal kinase activity.